ACAAUCCGACUAAACACAACUAAUGAACGUAAUCUCAAGAUAAUAUACUCGCAGAGAUGUCUUAUUAAACAUCGAUUGAAAAAUAAUCAAUCAAAAAAAUACAAAUAUGUCAGCUUAUAUCACGCAUUACAAAACAAUAUAGCACUUGACGAAUUUGAUACAUGCUGAUAAUGUAAUCUCGUAAUAGAAACAUUUUGAUAACUCUGCUAUACAGAGUUCACUGUUCAGUCAAACUGACGCCAUUGUGACAGACGCGCGCCUUUUUUAUUUUUUUUUUUCUGCACAAAAUACAAAGCCAAAGACAGAAAAUCAUGUCGAUAUUAGUGACCGGCGGGGCGGGUUACGUCGGCUCUCACACCGUGAUCGCAUUGCUGGAAGAAAAAGACGUUGAUAUCAUAGUCGUUGACAACCUCAGCAACGCUUACAGAGGUGAUGGCGUCAAGAAACCGGAGCCGUUGUUGAGGAUAGAGGAGAUGACGGACAGACACAUACAUUUCUACGACAUCGACAUCAGAGAUAGGAACGGACUGGACAAAAUAUUUGAUAAUCAUAAAAUAGACUGCGUGAUACACUUUGCCGCGUUAAAAGCGGUGGGGGAGUCGGUCCAGAAGCCGCUGGAGUAUUACCAGGCCAACAUUAGCGGGACCUGCACCUUGCUGGAGUCAAUGCGAGCCCACAACGUCUACAAGCUGGUGUACAGCUCAUCCUGCACAGUCUACGGAGACCCGCAGAGGUUACCCCUGGAUGAGAACCACCCUACAGGUGGGGGCAUCACCAACCCUUACGGCAAGACCAAAUACUUCUGUGAGGAGAUAAUGAAAGAUCUGUGCAGCAGCGACCAGAACUGGAAGAUCGUAUCUCUCCGUUACUUCAAUCCCGUAGGAGCUCAUAUCAGCGGCAGGAUAGGUGAGGAUCCGACAGGACCUCCCAACAACCUGAUGCCUUAUAUAUCACAGGUGGCGGUGGGCCGUCUCCAGGAGUUGCAGGUGUUCGGCUCGGAUUAUCCGACUGUGGACGGGACAGGUGUGAGGGACUAUGUACAUGUAGUGGACCUUGCUGAUGGACACCUGCGAGCAGCUAAACUGUUCCACGACCAGAGCUUCAGAGGAUUCCAUGCUGUCAACCUGGGCACAGGUCAAGGCCAGUCCGUCCUCCAACUGGUGUCAUCCUUCGAGCGUGUGAGCGGGCGGCGGGUUCCUUAUCGAGUGGUGGGACGACGAGCUGGAGACGUCGCUGCCAACUACGCUGACGUAACCCUGGCCCGGACACUUCUCGGCUGGAAAGCCACCAGGAGCCUGGACCAGAUGUGCGAGGACACCUGGAGGUGGCAGGAGAAGAACCCUCGGGGGUACAGGGACUGAUCCCAUCACAUGCAGUACAACCAAACAUUCAAAUAAAAUGCACUAAAUGAAAAGGCUACUAAGUUAAUUUUUUUUUGUAUACGAAGUUAUAUAUAUCACUUUAUUUGCUAUUAAUCCGUGAAGUGACGCUGACAACAAAAUCCUUGUCAGUGAAUUUUAAACUGACUUACAAAACGCGUUUAGUAAUUUUAACACUAGCAUUUAUAUCAAUAGUAGUUAAAAUUUAAUUAUUAGUCAGCUGUAGUGUCGGCGAGCGUCACAGAUGUCUGUCACAUAAAGCAUUUAUAAUGUUACCAGUGUCGUAUGUAAUUAUAAUUUAUAUCAAAUUAAUUUAACCAAAGUCUGUACCAAAUAUAUAAAUAUAUAGUGGUGAUUAUUUUUUCUUGUUAUAUUAUUAAAACACAUAUUUUAGUACGACAUUUUAAUGUUAUUUUGCUUAUUUAUAAUGUGCCGUGCGUACAUCAUACGACUUUUUAUUUACACGCGUUAUGGCUGGAAACUUGCAUUAAACCAAAAUUGUUACCUUUAAUGUAAGUUUGUACAGAAAUGUAUUUCGUAUUUUUUAUUUCAAACGUUCCUAUGUGUUGCCAUAUUGUUACAUUUUAACGCUAAAAAUCAAAUUUAUUAAUUUAUUUUUAAUUGUAUCUUUAUUUAUUUAUUUAUCAUAAUGGCUGUGCUAAGUUUGUAUAGUAUAAUACAUGUUUUUCUUGCUGUCAUUCCAAAAAAUGCAUUUCGAUUUUUAAAGCAGUAAUAUAUAUUUUUAUUGUGCAGAAUACAAAUUUAACAAAUAAAUUGAAUCACUUUAUUA
Messenger RNA from Danaus plexippus (monarch butterfly), 2169 nucleotides. It is a transcript of the gene Gale, whose product is annotated as UDP-glucose 4-epimerase. Gene Ontology annotation, cellular component: cytosol. The transcript has 8 exons. The record is from RefSeq and is a predicted model, not a curated record. Gene Ontology annotation, biological process: beta-D-galactose catabolic process via UDP-galactose, Leloir pathway. Gene Ontology annotation, molecular function: UDP-glucose 4-epimerase activity. The coding region runs from base 312 to 1361 and encodes 349 amino acids. NCBI's taxonomy places the organism in Eukaryota, Metazoa, Arthropoda, Insecta, Lepidoptera, Nymphalidae.